UUUGAUUACACUCCCCUGAACUAGGUAGGGCCUUGCCUCUGCUUGGAGUUUAGCUUCCGUUGUCUUACGUUACAUUGUCCCGUUGCUGUCUAUUAGGUCCAUUUCACUAGUAUUAACCAUGGCAGACGACGAAUUAGAAGCAAUUAGGCGGCAAAGAAUGGCGGAACUUCAGGCAAAGCACGGGGAUACUUCAAAAAAUCAGCAGCAAGGAGAGGAGGCCAAACAAAGAGAAACAGACAUGAGGAACUCUAUAUUGGCUCAAGUUCUGGACCAGUCUGCCCGGGCUAGAUUGAACAAUCUUGCUUUGGUGAAGCCGGAGAAGGCCAAUGCAGUUGAAAACUAUCUCAUUCAAAUGGCCCGUUAUGGAUCGUUGGGAGGAAAGAUUUCUGACUCGGGUUUGAUCGAGAUUCUAGAAAAAGUCAGUCAGCAAACAGAGAAGAAAACAACCGUCAAAUUCAACAGGCGUAAGGUGAUGGACUCCGAUGAUGAUGAUGAUUACUAACUUGAAAUGGGAACUGUGGAACAAGCCAAGAAUUCUGGAGAGGAUAUGCUUCACUGAGACUCGGAUACCAUCUUUGAUAUGUUGGCUGCAUUUUGGGAUGCCACACAAACUUCUCUGUGUCUCUGGAAACUACAUUAUCAGGAGGGAAGAACAAAGUGGAGUUGACAUUGUGGCAUAAUAGUUGGGGGGUGGGGUAGAAGUUGCUAGAAGUUUGCUCUGCUUGUGUUGUACCCCUGACAGACAGUUCAUGGCACCGUUUGACUCCUCUAGUUCCUCUCUGUAGUAACUUUUUUAAUUUUAUUUUUUUACCAUGUUCCACUUCUGUUCAAUCACAAGAAGCUAGAUAAAAUUCAAGACACACUUAUUUUAUCCAGCAUGUUCUGUGACUACAAAACAUAUUUAGGACCAGAAUCCCAUUAACUUUGUUGCGCUUUGAUAUUUUCCUUUUGCUGACAUGUAGGUUUACAUAAAAAUAAAUAAAAAAUGUAAAGAAACCUUAAA
Cyclopterus lumpus (lumpfish) is the source of this 1003-nucleotide messenger RNA. RefSeq names its product programmed cell death 5 (gene pdcd5). The record is from RefSeq and is a predicted model, not a curated record. Bases 119 to 502 code for a protein of 127 amino acids. NCBI's taxonomy places the organism in Eukaryota, Metazoa, Chordata, Actinopteri, Perciformes, Cyclopteridae. Gene Ontology annotation, molecular function: DNA binding. Gene Ontology annotation, cellular component: cytosol; nucleus. The transcript is spliced from 6 exons.